Lathyrus sativus (Indian pea) is the source of this 1386-nucleotide messenger RNA. Lineage: Eukaryota; Viridiplantae; Streptophyta; Magnoliopsida; Fabales; Fabaceae. The record is from the annotation of a GenBank genome assembly.
AUGAGUAUCAGUAAGAUUCAUAUAGUUAUGUUUCCUUACCUUGGAUUUGGUCACCUUAGUCCUUUUGUUCAAUUAUCCAACAGAUUAUUCUCUCAUGGAAUUCAAAUCUCAUUCUUGUCACCUUUAUCAAACAUUCCCAAAAUCAAAUCAUCCUUCAAUCUUAACCCUGCCAUCCAAAUCAUACCCCUUAACUUCCCAAAUAACAUACCUAGUAUCACUUCUGAAUUGCACCCUGACAUGUUUGGUGCACUCUUUCAAGCAAUAGACUUACUGCAAGAUCAGGUCAAAACCAUUUUGUUGAAACUAAAACCCCAUUUUGUUUUCUUUGAUUUUGUACAAAAUUGGCUACCAAAACUAGCUUCUGAACUUAGCAUAAAAUCUGUUUACUUCUCUGUCUAUUCUGCAAUUUGUAUCUCUUAUCUAUCUCCACAUUCAAGACUUUCUGUUGCUGAUAUUGAAAAAAGGGACCUCACUUAUGAGGACCUUAAACAUUCUCCAUUUGGUUUUCCUCAAAAAUCCAUAAUUUCUCUUCAAACCUUUCAAGCCAGAACUAUCUUCACCAUGAUGGUCCAAACAUUUGGUGACAAUCCAACUGUUUCUGAUAGAAUCGCGCAGGUACUUAGUGAGUGCUCGUUGAUAGUGUUGAAAAGUUGCAGGGAAAUAGAAGGUCCUUAUAUAGACUAUUAUCAAAACCAGGUUAAAAAACCAGUUCUUUUUUCUGGAGUACUUGUUCCAGAGCCAUCCAUGGAUGUGCUUGAUGAAAAGUGGACCAAAUGGUUAGAUAAUUUUCCAACACAGUCAGUCAUAUUGUGUUCCUUUGGCAGUGAAACAUUUCUAAGCGACGAUCAAAUCAACGAACUAGCAAUUGGGUUGGAGCUUACAAAUUUACCUUUCAUUUUGGUUUUGAAUUUUCCAUCAAAUCUCAAUACUGAGGUUGAGUUGGAAAGAGCUUUACCAAAAGGCUUCAUAGAGAGAGUGAAGAAUAGAGGAAUUGUGCAUAGUGGUUGGUUGCAGCAACAGCUUGUUUUGAAUCACUCAAGUGUAGGGUGUUAUGUGUGUCAUGCUGGUUUUAGUUCUGUGAUUGAAGCUAUAGUUAAUGAUUGUCAGUUGGUGCUGUUACCUUUCAAGGGUGACCAGUUUUUGAAUUCUAAGCUUAUUGCUGAUGAUUUGAAAGCAGGGGUGGAGGUGAAAAGGAAUGAUGAAGAUGGGUUUUUUCAGAAAGAGGAUCUGUUGGAGGCUGUGAAAACUGUUAUGGUGGAAGUUGAUAAAGAGCCUGGGAAAGAGAUAAGAGAGAAUCAUAUGAAAUGGAGAGAGUUUCUGUUGGAUAGGGAAAUUCAGAACAAAUUCAUCAUAGAUCUGGUUGAGCAGUUGAAGUGUUUGGCUUAG